GACGUUUCGUAGCACGUCGAGCAAAUGUUGAGUAAAUGUUUCAACUCGUUAUCUGAGAACAUGGAGAUGUCAGUUUCACGCUGUAUUUAAUGUUCCUAUACAACUGAUGCUGAAAUUUGUUCUUUGAUUGAUGAGCAAGAAAUAAAGAUUAAGUACAAUUAAUCCCUAUUGACUCAAUCAUGGAUGAGACCAAGUUUGUUUUGCUCCGCGACAUUACGCGGGACAGCAGCACUGGUCUAUGGAGUUUCGAACUGAAACUCUCGUAUCAGAAAGCCUACCUGAUACGAGCUCGCGAAGGUCACCGCCUAUACGUCUUGCACAAGAUAAGCGGCUGUAAAUUGUUAUGGUGACUCGUAGUCAAGCUAAACCUUACAGACUUUCCUUAGUUGUCCAAGAUGUCAGCUUUCAUAAUCCACGAUGGACGGCGACGACUGUGGUUUGCGUGGAGAAGGGAAAGAAUCCGAGUGUCACCUUGCUCUCAAGUACAUUACUUUUAUGGCCCAGAGGAUAAGGACUUCAUUGGCCACUGAGAGCGGGCUGUCACUGACAUCGAAGAUGAGCCAGCACCAUGAGAGAACAGGGUAAAUAAACUCAGGGAACUACAGAGUAGGAUCAUCCUAGUAGGAUGAUCAUGGAGUCACCACUACUUCUCUACAGGAGAGUUAGUGACCACUGCUGAGUCCCUCCGACCUUUAACACUCGUAUCUGCAAACGUGAGGAAAGCGCUUUUGAAGCGAAGCACAUGCAUCAGGCGUUUGCAGGCGCCAUGCGGAGACAGAGGCGCGCUGGGACUCUCAUUACGGGUAGGUUAAAGGUGUUUCCCCUGUUAUAGCGUUUGCUUUGCUUCUGCUAAGGGAGAAAGGCACAACAAACGGGAAACAGAAACACCAAAACCAUGCCUCUAAUCUCAAACUGGGCGGAACGAUGGAAGAGCAGUGGAUGGAAAAGUUCUUCAAGUAUCCUGGUUUCGAGGUGACCAUGGAAUUAGAUCACGACGAUCUCACUUUGCUUACGAAUUGUGGUAGAAUGGUGUUUGGUAUAAAUAAUUGAAGAUGAUUAUGAUCUUUUAGGGUCUUCAACUACUUUUAUAUAUUCAUUGUUGGUGUUUUCGUUCCAGGACCAGGACAACGAUUUCUCUUGAAUUUUUUAAGUUUAAGUUGUGAGUAGGAGCACCUAGUGUACCAGACAACUGGUAAAUCUAUACUGAACUCUGUUGUGAGUAGGAGCACCUAGUGUACCAGACAAGUGGUAAAAAAAUGUAUACUGAACUCUGUAUCUUCUAGCAGAAGCAACAAACUGGAAAUCUCAGUUUUUGCCUUUUUCAUAUUGUUGCCUCUACCUGCUUUCGAAGUAGGAGGAAUUAUUGGGCCCCUUGGAGCAAACCUUUUAUGGCUGUCAAGGAACAUUAUACUUCUAUAUUGCUUACUAGUAUGUAUAUUUAGCUACAUAAGGAGUAGAACCAUAAGUAGGAUGAAGUACUAAAGCUUUGGCCGCAACAAUGCAAGAUGAAGAUAAGUAAGUACCUAAGUUGUUGAGUUAAAGUUAAUGGGUACACUACUACUACUACUACUACUACUACUACUACUACUACUACUACUACUACUACUACUACUACUACUACUACUACUACUACUACUACUACUACUACUACUACUACUACUACUACUACUACUACUACUACUACUACUACUACUGCUACUACUCCUACUACUAGGUAGCAUAAAGCACAACUCGAACUAAAAGUUGCUCCCUUCUUCGUCUUCGCUUGCUUCACCAAUGUUUCGGAGUAUAAGAGUAUUGGAAUAUGACUUUCAUCUGCACUCUCACUUGCUCUAAUGUCUCGGAGUUUCGAGCGAAGACACGAAUGCAUCGUCUUCUUCAACGUUCCACCGGGAAGCAAUGCGGCAUCGUCCUUUCAUUGCAUAGAGUGUAGUACUAAUAUUACGGCUUCUACUGUUGGAGUUGAUAUUAACUUUUCAUCAUUUGCUCUUCUUUUCUUUCUAAGAGUAGAUAGGUACUACGUUACUUCAUUUUUUCGUUCGUUUCUGUUUUUGCAUAGGGCUUGACUGGACAAGUACGAACUUUUGAUCAUUGAUUUUCUUAGCAGGGUGACUGAACCAACGAAGCCAGGAGUUCCAAGGAGGCGUCUCACUGGAUCGAUGAUGAGGAAGUAGCUUGAAGAUUCCCCCUGUCUAAGAAAAGCGCAGAAUGUUGCUCGCUUCCACCGAAAGAGCUCGCGCAGUUGUGCAAACAGAAUCUUAAGGUUACUACAUCAAGUAGCAUGGAUACCACCAAGUGCCUCACAUAAUCAAAGUGUGAAUAGUUACUUCCAUAGAUUCCUGGAGAUGCAACUUUAUAGUGUUAGCCCUUAAUCAUAAUCCUUGCUCGUAGACUAAUAGAGCUUCUUGAGACAAUGUUUGAAUCGACAAGUUAAAAAUGUUUACACACAACGAACGGAUGCCCUAAACCUGGAAGAAAAUGCCCUACAAGCCUGGAGUUUUUCUAAAGAUUUCGAUGAAAUCUCUAGAAAAGUCCUGACUUUUUUUACCCUUUUUUUCCAAAAAAGUGUAGAAUUCUGCUACAGACCCAGGACUUCUCAUGUGUCUACUUUUGUAGUUUGUCCAUUGAUAAGACAGCGUGGCGCUGAUUCUUGAUCCCCUUUCCCCAAUGGCCUCACUCUAUCAGUGUGCUUCUUCUACCCCACUCUAUAGCAGUUGUUGUACUCUAAAAAUAGACACCGCACGGAGACGUUAGUGAUUUUUGGUACACCUGCGAACCGUCGAAGAGCAGAGCUAAGUCUCCUAGCUUCCUUAGCCUCUACUCAGAGCGGAAACUAUUUCGAGGAGAACAAAGAUCUGAUUUUGAGUUAUGGUCGGCUUUUAUCCAUCUCUUUUUCAGCAUCUCGAUUAUGCCCUUUGUUUUUUUUAGGCUCCUCUAAUACUAAUUAGAGCAAGAAGGAGACGCUUAGACCAGGAUUUUUCUCGUUGCAUUUAUUUUUUAUUCUAUGCGACCUAGAUAGCACAUAACAAGUCCCGAUAUUCUGACUGGCAUUCUUGAUCAGCUUCAGCACGUCGAACAGCAGCAGCCCUCACCCAAAAUAGUUGAAAAGGUGGGCUUUCGACUUCGUGCAACUUCUAUGUAUAGGCGCCCCUAAUUAGAGCAAGAAGGAGACCUGAAAACAAGCUGCGUACAAUUGGCGGACGACGAGCAUAGAAUUCUUGCACGGCCAGAAAUCGAGUUAAGGCUCAUGAUAAUUCAUCUCCUUCUCCACAGAUUUGCAAACCUGCCUCCGUCAGUGUAUUUGGAUUCUGCGACUAUGCUCUACUUCGAAUAUCACUAUGAAUUGUAUUCUGAGUUCUAAUCAAGAGACAAAUUGGACUUGCCAGCGGCUGUAUAUUGGCAAAUAUCAAGAAGUUGUUACUAGCUUCCGGUACAGAGGAGGAUUUGCAACGGUUUCGACAGUACACAAAACUCGUAUUGAAAGCAAGGUUGGCGAGUCCGAGGACUGGAGUUAUGGCUAAGUACAUGCAUUACUAAUCCUCGGUGCCUUACCACCGUAGAUUUCUGCACUACUAUCUACAUUAUAGUGCAGCUACGUUGUAGUCAUGUAGAUAGUUGCAAUUCGAGUUGCAACAAGGCUGCUUACUUAUCUGAGUAUUUUUUUCAUCCUAGUAGAAGCCCUUUUUUUAGCAUCAUGUUCGUCCAGAUAAACAAUAAACUUCUGGGACACUGAGCCACUUCUAACACAAGCCGAGAUCACCAGACGGCGUUAAGCCUUUCAGUCGUCGAUGAGGUUCUUACGAGAACUGACGCUACCGCGAUUGAGGUGCCUCACGAUCGUGGCUCGUGGAAAGACUAUUUUAAGACUCGUCACUUUUACUAUCUCGUUUUCGGGUGUGUGAGUUAAAAAUUAUCAGUGGCUUCCUUCCCCUUGGAAAUCUGUCAAGGGAAAUGAUUGAAGGGAGAGAGGGACAGAGAGGCAACUCACACUCACAUUCACUAAACCACGGACGCUAGAUAGUGAUUGAUGACAUUGACUGGCGUUAAUCAUUGCGCGAUUAUGUGUAGCGUUGAAGGGGCGUUUCCAGUGCUGUGUUUUGGCAUACGGGACACGGACAUGAGUGAUGGGGUCAAUGGAGGUGAAGUCGAGAAGUCAGAUGCAACUUCUGGUAAUAUUCAUGCUUGAUAUCUACGCCGUGUAUGUGUCACUUUUCACUCCAUUGUGUGGCAAUAUCAAAAGACGAACCUGUCAGUUGUUUCAUUACGCUCAAGCAAUAAGAAUUGAUGCUGUGCUACCUUUUCGAGGUAGCCAGCGAGAGAGCUAGAGCCUGGAAAGGUGCUGGGCUUGGCUUGCCCAUGGGCGACGCCAAUGAGCCCGCUGGAAAGGCUCGAGCGUGCCGGACGAGUUGUUAGCCAAGUUCAGUGGGCGGUUUCCCAAACAAUUGGCGCCACCGCCGCGACAAUGCCUCUCCUGCUCCCCUUUCGUCGUUGGCGUCGCCGCCUACCGAAAAAGAAGCGGGACAACAAAGAGCAAAACACAGCGAAGACGCUAGCGACCUGCCUGCGGACUCUCUUGCGUGUCCCGUGCCAAGUCUCCCCCCGGGCGCUGCUCUUUCGUGCAUGCGCCGGGGCCAGCGUGGUGGGGGAGCUUGCGGGGGCACUUUGCUGGUUGUUCUGCGCGGCGCCGUUUUCGUUCGCUUUGUUUUUGGCGGUGUGGACGCUUUAGCGACGGGGGUCCCUCGCGGGAGCGUGCGCGCUUUACUCCUCGGGCUGGUGAUGUGAGUCGGUCACAGCGACACGGGUGGCAGUAGGCUGCUCGUUGCCGGCGACGCUCGCGCAGGUGUCUGUAACUGUUCGCGUGAAGCAUCGCCCAGAGGUAGCACAGGCACGCAGCGCAUGGCCCCACGGGAUGCAGUGAACUAGCUGAGGACGGGCGGGGCCGUCGUGUCGUGGUCGGUAGAGCGCCGGCCGGGCGCCACGAAAGAGCAGCGCGCAGCCCUGAGUCUACGGCAGGCUACUGGCGGGCCUUAUGGGCGAGCGGAUGCGUGUGGUUUUGUGUGGCUUUCAGGUCGAAUGGAGGGGGGCAACCAUCUGGAAACGCCUUGCGCGCCAAGACUAAUGGCGGCCGCUGUAGGCGUGUGGUAGGUCUGUUCAUUCACGUAGAGGAAACACGAUGGCGCACGCGAUCCAGCUGCUCUGCUGUAGAUCUUAGCGCGUUAGACACUUAUGAGGGGGCUGCUUUGUUUUGGGGCGCCAGGGAGUUCGCCCCUUCGACAAGCUUGCUGCUGCAGGCAUGUCAGAUGCCACCUAAAUGCCGAGCAGCCCGCCAGGCUUGAGGCGCCUGAGUUGCCAAAAAGAAGCAGAGCGAGGCGAGGCGUCCGCAAGCUCUUGCGGCAGUGCUUCCAUUUUCCACCUAUCUAAUCUGGGGCUGUGUGUGUGGCGUCGGUCGGUGAGGAUAAUUGUCAAUGCCCGAGCAUCAGUCUGCGCGACAGUACGCCCGACGAGCUUUGUCUUAUCGCUUUUCACGGGCCCAGCGUCUGACAAUCGCGAAACCUCACGCAGGAACUCGGAGCUACGCUGAAGAGAAAGCACAAGGAGAAGGAGAAAAAGAAAGCCACGCUCACGCCUAACAAGAGAAGCGCAGCGCGUGUACAACCAGAGGACAACAGCAACAGCAGCCGCAGCAGCAUUUCCUCGGAAAGUUCUACUUCUGAUUCUUCUCCUGAAGAUGAAGAACCAGAACCAAAAGCCAAACGCGCACAGCACGAGAAGACAAGCAAAAAAGAGGAGGAAAGAGCUGGCGCGGGCCUCUUGUCGAGCUCAGAAGAACGCUAAAGCGCACGGGACGGGGUGAAGAAAAGAAGACGACUAAAGUGAAGAAGGCGAAACUAGAAGGCAGUAAAAGUAAAAGAAAUAAAGACGGCCCAAGCAAAGAAAGUUAAAACAGAAAGAACGUAGAGCAAGACUUGUUUAAAAGAAAAAAGCUAGCACUAGUUUGCAUUCGGGUUAGAAGUUGUAUCUCAUCUAGCAUAUGUAAACCGCAUGCAGAUUCGUUUUUUUUUGACUUUUUUUUUUCUUGGGUUGCUGGGAUGUCAAUGCCCAGAUCCCGGGUACAAACGUAAGAACAAAGCAACUAGAUCGCCAGGAGGAUAGUGAUGAAGAUCAUGGUCACAACUAGGAUAGUGAUCAAGAUCGUAGUCACCUUUAGGAUCAUGAUCAUCAACAACGAACAGCACAACGAUCAAACCACUACCACCAUUAGGAUCAUGAUCACACUAAUAGGCUGACUAACUUACUAAACUAAGCAACUACUAUGACCACACAAGAAGACAACAACAAGGAGCAAAAACCAUAAUCAUGAUUCUCAUCCUGAUAUGAGUGGCCGGCCAUUUGGGCUAUUGCAUAAAACAAAGGCAACCACGCUACUGCCGUGAUAUGAGAACGAUUGCGCUUUAAGGGUGCCACUGUGUUCGCCACUUCAUAUAAAAUAACUUAAACAAUGAGGCCCGCGGCUGCCACGAUGUGGCUGGCGUGGGGCCUCUUCGCUUUGUGCUGGCAACGGAAGGCGCAGAUGAAAGUUGCCGGCGGCAUUCUGUUGAACUGGGGGGGUGCACCGCUGUCCCCUUCGUUCUUCGCUGGGGGAGCGGCGUAGGCCUUGCCUCCCUCGGUCUUCGCUGAUGCCGCAUGUUGCAGCGUGUGUCUAAGUGCUGUCUUUGGAAGGCUACUCCGACUCCGUGGAGAGUCUUAGAUAUAAUAAAUAUAUAUGGAACUUCAUCAUCAAUAUCAUCUACUCUAUCUUCUACUUCGUUCACUCACAGCUCCUCCGACACAUGUCGCAGUGUAUGGCUCGGAGACCGCGCGACGCAGGGCCUGUCUCCGGUUGCAGGGAUUUAUAGAAAGCAGGAUCUCUGCCGAUUUUUACUCACAUCAGUGGGACACUUCUAUUGAUAUAGAGGCUGAAGAAGCGCAAGAGUUAUGUUCGGAUCUUUAGAGAUCGAUGGACGAAGCACUUCUUUGAUGAACGCAGAUGACGCGUCAUUUGGUGAGUAGUUAGAUUUCUAAAACGACAAGAAGACGAGGAGCAGACUGAAACCAGCGCCAAAAGCGAGUGGGGCUGCAAUGUUCGCAUUGUAGAGAAGGCUAGAUUUUUCAAGAACUAUAAAGCUCUUGAGGUUCUUUGCGCUGCAUCGGGAUGUGAAGUCCAAUUAUGAAACGAAACUGUAAAAAAGGACUAAGGAGGCCAUACUUACUUAUGCAAGUAUGUACGUAGAAGUUGUACAUCAAAAGGUUUAGGUUGAAAAGUAGAACAACUGCUAGGUUGAAAAGUAGAACAACUGCUACACUUUUUCCUUCUUGUUGUCAGAUUGUCUUAAACCGGUAAGUUCCAAUUUUCCAUCGUGCUCGUCUUAUUCCUCUCACGGAAAGAAUCCUUAUCAACGUCUAAAUCAUCUUUUUGCGGAUCGCAAGCUUGUGCUAGGUGGUUCACGAGCACAGCGAAAAGCAGCUUCGCGGUAUGUAGACUGGUAUAUCAAAGCCUGUGCCGCAGAUGAACGGGAAAGCACACUCUUGAACGUGGAUACCAAAGGUACUUGUGCUAUAGUGCUAUUAGUGCUGUAAGGAUGGUAGUCUUAGUGUCUGAGGGGGCAAGUUGAACUUGGUUUAUCUUGGUUUCUUACAGCAUGCUUCGAUAAAGAAUGAAGUUCCGAGUCCAACACUUUGUUUCAUGUGAUGCUUGAAAAGAAGUAAGUACUUCUUCUAAACUCGUCAAAAAACACACAGCAGGUCAUGACGACGUUUUAGUGCUUGACGGAUUAAACAUCGAAGAUGCGUUGUGCCGGAAAGUGGAACGCAAUUCGGGUUGUCUUAUUAUACGCGGAUAUCCCAAAACUAAAUCGUCGAAGAAGAAUGGAAAUAAUUGUAGCAGUGCUGAGGAACAACAUGGAGCACAAGGAUCAAAAGAGAAGCCACCGGAAAUGGUGUGUUAAGGCCAUUUAGAAUUAGAUAACUAUUUAACACUUAACACAGUAAUUUCAAUUUAUUUUUUGGUUGGUCAUCUGUGAGAACUCCUGCUGCAGAAGAACGCCUGUAUUAAUAAUACAGUCCUGUCAUGCUUUUGUUUAUGAUGUCCUCUACUUCUUACAUAACCUCCACGCCCUUACACUUAUACGACAACAUCACAACGUGCUUCCACUUAGAUACACGACGUCUCUAAGUUUGCAAGAAAGAAGCCGAGCGGCUAGGACUGGGCUCGCCCUGCGUGUACAUCUUCUCCCAGGAGGAAGGGCAUCUUUUCGGAGGAGAAGGAAGGAAUCGAGCGUGGCAAAUGCUGCUUGAAUCGUGUCUGCAAGAUGGUUCCAGUUCUCGGAAAGGACGUGGUAUGAAGCCAAAAUCUCUUAUCAUUCUCAAGUUUCUCUUUCUCCAGGAGACAUGAAAAGGGCACUAAAAAAAAUGAUAAUGGAUGUUAGUUUGUUUCAUGCGUGGUGACACGGGAGGACCAAAAAAGCAUGGGAGCACCAAGUAUAGGCCUAGGUCAAGGGAGGGCAGAUCCCGCAGUCCUCCGCGCAGAAUUGAGUCCUCACGACAUGGAGGUGGUGCAUCUUUUAAGGCAGCUCCUGAAUCGGUUUCUUAUUUAGAAACCUACGAAUAUUAGAAAGGUAGACUCAUGCUCGGAAUUCCCGGCCCCUCUGUCACGCUUACCAGUUACUUAUUUGGGAUCAUCUAGUUGUAGUUGGUAAGUUUAUUUGAAUCUUCCAGAAUUUGUAGGUGUCACAAAAAAAAAUGGAUUUUUUUGAAUGAACUUGCCAAACAAGGAAAACACACACUUCCUAAGUCAUGUUCAUGGCCAUGAGGGGUCGCUAGAUAAAGUAGUCCAAACCCACAGGGUUUGUAAGAGUAUAACGACAAACUCCUAAUCCUAUGUUCAAGUCGAUCCUAUCUAAAAUUCCAAAGGACCGGUCGAAGUCGAAGAGGGAAAGGUCGCGGGAACAGGCUAGGAAUACUGGGAGAGGCAGCGGCAGGACUAACCAAAUGCUUAAGGCCACGUUGUCAGGAUACUGUGAUUCCGGUGACAGGAUACUGAACUUCUAGACACUUUGAUAGACCGAAUGAGGUGCUUACGCCAUCGAAUGAAUCAUGCUGAGAGCUUCGCCUGGCCCUUAAUCUUAAAAGGGUCUGCUUAGUUUCCCUCCUUCUCGUCGCUAAGAAACAUCCAUCUUCAAAAGUUCACAUGCAAGACCCAAACACUCUGUCCGAUAAUCGUUCAAACACUCGUCUAACAUUUCUACCACGUCAAGCAGCUUUGGGCACGCGCCGCGUGAAGAUAGAGCCCUUCUACUUUCCAGACUCGAAGAAGAGUCCCGAAGUAAGGCAGCAGAGAUAGAAUAUCUCCGCAGCCUGGUCUUCCCGUCCGGUGGUGCAGCGCAUAGUCUAGCUUUAGGUCCCGCGACGCUUAAAGCAUUAUAAGUAAAACAGCUACCGGCUAGUUUUCACCUCUGAAAUUCUAAGUUGAUCCCAUGCAGCAAUAGUCUAGCUUUGUUUCAUUAUCAUCAUCAUGUAUCCUAGGUCAGUCCCUCAAUGAUCCGCUGUAGAUGUUAUAGUCCAAGGUGUGUAUGUAGGAUUACAGUAGCAAUCAUGUAGAGCUCAAGAAGUUGUAUUUGAAAGAAGUGUAUUAUUUAUAGUCCUUUGUUCUGACGAGUUCUUAAUGUUCCUCUUUCUUCGUUUUGCGCAGUUGUGGGGCCGCGAAAGUAAGACGCCAUGAGGCGUUUUGUCUCCAAGGACAUAACUACAAGGGCCGUGGCAGCUCUUCUAAUAAACCUGCUAGGCGGCGCGAGUUGUAUGUCUCCGCUGGGAUUGCAAUCAGAUGGCACUUCGUCCCUCCUUACUCGUAACGGCGCUUCGACGUCACCCUUGGACGAGUACUAUCGAGGCCUGCUGCGCUUGCAGCUACUUGCUAUGAAGGCUAUUCGUGGUUGUUCUUUGGUCUUUCUCUUAAUACAGAACAGGUGACUGAUCAUAGGUGUGUGGAGUAUUUUUCACGUCGUCAUACUGGUCCUUUCAAAUUUUAUGCACUUUUGUGACCAAUAUGACGCUCUUAUCAGCGAGAGCUUUUGCUUUUCUCUAAUAUGAGAAGUGGCGGCCUCACGUCGGGUGGCCUUGGACCUUUUGGCGCGGCAGCUCUUGGCCCCUUCGGUGGAACAGGUGGUCUAGGUUCCUAUCGCGGUGGUCUCAAUUCAUCGAACACUCCUGGCCUCGGGGAUCAUUUCGGUACUUCUGCCUGAUUGAGUUAGUUGUAAUUACGUACUUAGCUGUAGGCGCACCCGCUGGGAGUGGGAUAAAUAUUGAAGAGUCGUUCGACGUUGAAAGCGAGCGAGGACGCCCGAAAAAAGUGCCAGGCUUGACGAAUGGGCACGGCUGUUCUGCGUGGCGACGCGGGUGGGGCGGCGUAUGGGUCGGCGGAUGGAAGCGCCGCUGGCGGGGUCGUGUGGCACCUCGAACGACAGGCACGGCGCCGGCUGGUAACCUUGUAGCUGCCGCGAGAGGAAAAUGGUGCCGGCAUCUUGGAAAAAGGGUCGAAAGGCUUCGCGGCUGCGCUCCAAAUAUCGGCGACGGGCGUGCGAUUCGUCUUCCUUGCGGCCGCCGCUGUUUCACUUGUUUGGGGGGGUAUGGCUGGAGGCGCGUCCCUUUCGCUAGAAGAAGGGGCCUCGCGCCAAGACCUGGGGCGGGCUGCUGCUAUCUUCAAGACGUAGGCAAAACAAGCGCGGAAGCAUUGCGAAGGACUUCGCGUGCGUGGCAGCUUUUCGGCAGUGAGGUGGCUGGCCUCUUUGUUUCGUGCGUGCUGUCAAGAGAAGAGUCGCGACGCACAGUGUGUGGCGACAGCCAACGAAGCUCCACCAGGUUCAUGAAAAUGAUGCGGAAGCAUGCUAAAGGCUGAAACAAACGCAAAGGAGCCAAUGACAAGCCGCCGCAGUUUCUCACCUGUGGCCCAGCGCAAUCGGCUGCGGGGUGUAGUACGCGAACAAGACCGCGGGCCAGUAUCUAGAACGCUUGCGCGCAGUGUCGUCAUGUAGGAAGAUAGCUGAGGGGGCGGGUGGCUCUCUUUCUUACAUUGCCGGCUUGGGUUGGCUCCCUUGUCAGUUUUGGACUCUUUUGGGCUUCGUUUGGGCGGCUUCUUGGUGGGUCUCUCUCUGGCUUGGGAUAGCCUUCAUUUUCUUCUCCCUUUUUCUUGCUCUUUUCUUUCCUAUUUCUAAUCAGCGGCCUUUUCUUAUAAAUAGAAAUGCAAAUGCGUAUCUUAUCGCCCUUCGUUCUUUCUUUUCAUUUCUCGCACUUGCUUAUUGCUUAAAGAACUGCGCUCGACUCUACAUGAACUCAAAAUCUCUCUACACAACCUAGUAAAAAUAGCUCGUACAACCUUCUUAGUGUAACUAAGAAGUACAAGAAUCCUUCGUGAUUAAGUACAACAGAAGCAAUGUUAAAAGUGACGACUUGAUGAUUACAGGUCUAAGCCUAGGAUCGCAAAAUUUUGGGAACAAGCGACCUCGCGGAUUGCCGACACCACAAGCAAAUGAUCACGCUUUUGGCCUUCCACUUGUUAUGGCUUCGGUGCUAUGUAGGUUAGCGUUGGCUCAGGUUGUAGAAGCAUGUCCUCAUUUUCGUACGCCCAGUACUUCGAGAAGCAAAUGUUCGUUAUUUCCAUAGGAACAUAGGAACAUCGAAUUCGAAUUCGUACGAGCACUUCAUCGCUAAGAACAGCACUCCCACGAGCAAUAGCAGCAGGAGUUUAGCAGAGACUUCCGCUGACUCUCUGACGCAGGUGAAACGUAGCAAGGCGUAUGAUAGUCCUCGAGAAGCCGAUACCCGAAAGCGGAGAAGACAAAACUCAAGGAAACGUAGCAAUUAUGAUACUAAAUGCUUUUUCUACGAUGUUGUCCUUGCUUGUACUUGCUGAUAAAUUUGAAGAGUAGAGCAGAUGCCCUGAAAAUCCUCAAGAGGGAGCAGCUACCAGAGGCUGGAUCAAAUAAUGUCAGAACCAAAUUUCUUGGUCUCAUCUAAUGAUUGUCAAAAGACGAUUACGUGCCACCUGUCAUUCGGACACGAACUCCCUCUGAAUCGAGCAGAAGUCGCAUUGUACUGCGCGCAAACUCCAGAGCACGAGCAGGACGCCGAGCGAGCGCGCCUCCACCGAGGCCUAGUGCAUCUCCAUCUAGGCGGCCAUUAUCUAGACCUUGGCCCAGUGGUUCGCCUCCACCCAGGGGAUCACCCGUGGUUAUGCGUUGUAAGUUGACCGAUCUGGCACGCAUAUUAUCUAUAAUCCCUUUCCCCCUUGAAAAGUUCACUCAAAUAGUUAAAUGCUCUCAAGGACCUUUUCAAGGGGGGACGGGAAAGGGAUUUUAGAUAAUUAUGAAAUGAUUGGUCAACUUGCAACCGCUAAAGGUAGGGGGCGCAGACCUAGCGCAUCACCUCGAGGAUCACCGCGUAGACCUAGCGCGUCUCGAAGGCCGCGACCAAGUGCAUCUCCCUCUAGACGGUCAGCAAGGCGCUCUAUUCCGAGUGCUUAGAAGGAUGAAGAGACACACCUGAGUCAGUGUUUUUGCUUUUGAGCGCUUAGAAGACGGACCCCACCUCCCUGAGUCAUUUUGAAUCGAUGAAUAUUGCAUGAUAGUUUAGACUUAUAUAUAUAUAUGAAGGGGAUACUAGUCCCACCAACGAAUGCUACAAUAGUCCCACCAACCAACUUAUAUGAAGCGUAUAGCGAAGAUAAGCGACCCGGUAAUAAGAUGUUGGAUGGCCUAGUGUUUUCUACUUACCCUAUGGCCGUAUUCUUGAUAAGUACAACUUCUAGAGACUUUCGAAGAAACGUGAUGGACGCUAAAUCGUAUCGUUUCUCUGUUACAAGAUGGAUACACCUAAUAAAUUGCAACUUCUUGAACGCAGUUUCUUACUACAGACUUCAACACGGAGAUUACAAUUACAAAGUUCAAGAAACGCUAACAAUGUAGACUUUUAUGCGCACGAAUUUUGAAAAUCAAGGAUCCGAGCCAAGUAAUCAUG
This is a messenger RNA of Amoebophrya sp. A25, 13047 nucleotides long. The record is from the annotation of a GenBank genome assembly. Lineage: Eukaryota; Dinophyceae; Syndiniales; Amoebophryaceae.